AAUUUGCUGACAUUUGGCGCAGCUGGCAUUGCUUUUUCGGUUUAUCUCUAUGAAAAAGUUAUAAAAGUGUAGGACAUUUAGUGAAUAUUUUUCCUGAAAAACACAAUUAAGAAUACGCCUCAAGAAAAGUAGCAGUAGCAGAGAGAUGGAUUUCCAUUCAACAGCAGUGACCAUUGCAGAUGUUAGUCCCCCCCAUAGUGAGAGCGAAGGUGGCGAGGAUAUUGGAACAGCUGGCAAUGCGGUUGAUAUCCUGAUAAAGCUGCAACACCUGCAGGCGAAUCAUGUGUGGCUACGACAACGGCUGACAGAUUGGCAGCGACAGGCGUUAACUGAACGUUUGGCCCGACAAAGGCGCAUCUACAUUAAGGGUGCCAAACUGGAGAGGAUGCUGCGAACACUUCAGGCCAAACAUAAUCGCAAGUGGCAACUAUAGGACAUGGUUAGUGAAAUUUUCACUUAAAUGACUCUGGAAUAUAAACUACUCAGCUGUGUAUAUGUUUAUUAUAAUGAUGAUAAAGUUUAUUUUACAUUAAACUAUUA
This is a messenger RNA of Drosophila willistoni, 540 nucleotides long. RefSeq lists its product as uncharacterized. The coding region runs from base 146 to 433 and encodes 95 amino acids. The transcript has 2 exons. The record is from RefSeq and is a predicted model, not a curated record. NCBI's taxonomy places the organism in Eukaryota, Metazoa, Arthropoda, Insecta, Diptera, Drosophilidae.